AUGAUGAAAAUGAAGAAUUUUCUUGGUUCUAGAUUAAAGUCUUCCUCUGCAAGACAAGGAAAUUCCGAGAAGGAUAGCUUGACGUCCAAGCUAAGUGUUAACGAGGAGUACAAGGAAGCUUUCAGGACGAACUCCUACUUAGAGAUUCGGACUAAAGCAGAAGAUCAAUUAGGCAUAACAUUUUGUAGCAAACUCUCUUCUCCUUCUUCUUCUUCUUCUUCGACGACUUCUCCUUCAUCCUCAGAUCUUAGCUUCCAUUCACACUUCACCGAUUACUUGCUCGACCCUCCACAAGAAACUCUCGAUGCUCUGAUGCAAGACUCGAGUUUCCACAAUCUCCUCGUUAAAUUCUUCGACUUUAGCUCCGAAGCUUGCGAUGUGUGUGAGUCUCUUCUUCAAUGCAUCCAACAAAUCAAAAUCAAUCACAACAAAAUCAAAAGGGUUAUCAAGAUUGGGAAAAGGGUUUGUAACGGUGCUAAAACCGCUGAAUGUUCCCCUGAAAAGCUCUGCGCUUUGAUAUUUCAAGAGCUUUCAAGAUUCGCCUUGCUGAAAAACCCUUUGUGUUGUAUCAUCAACGAAUCUCAGUUCCGCAAAGUUCAUGAUGCAAACUCGGAAUUGCUCGCCAGAUUGACAUCGAAAAAGAGAAAAAUCAGAAGAAAAGUCAGGUUCAUUAGAUGUUGCAAGAAGCUAGGAGGUUAUAGUCUAGUGAUUUCUCAUAGCGCGAUUGUUAUUACAUUGCUGAUCAUAGCAUUACACAGCAUACUCGGCGUUUUAGCAGCUCCUGCUUUGCUCGGUUUAUGCUCUUUGGGUCUUUGGAGGAAGAAGAAAGUGAAAAGAAACAUGAAGAAUAGGAGCAAGACCCAUACGACGCUAGAGAAGCUUGGGACACAAAUGGACAUUGCAGCUAAAGGAAUGUUCAUUUUGAUAAAUGAUUUGGAUACGCUGAGUAGACUUGCCGGGAGAUUAUGCGAUGAGAUAGAGCAUAGAAAAACCGUAGCUGCGAUGUGCGCAAAGAGUGGGAAGCUAGAAGUGUUAAAGGAAGGAUUGAGAGAGCUUAAUGGACAUGAAGAAAGAUUCUCACAGCAAUUGCAAGAGCUUGAAGAACAUCUCUUCCUCUGUUUCCACACUAUAAACAGAUCAAGAAGACUAGUGGUAGCGCAAAUCACAGGACCAAGUUCUUGA
Molecule: messenger RNA, 1182 nt
Organism: Eutrema salsugineum
Lineage: Eukaryota; Viridiplantae; Streptophyta; Magnoliopsida; Brassicales; Brassicaceae
Product: UPF0496 protein At1g20180
Exons: 2
Coding region: 1-1182 (393 amino acids)
Source: RefSeq, a predicted model, not a curated record